Molecule: messenger RNA, 2465 nt
Organism: Patella vulgata (common limpet)
Lineage: Eukaryota; Metazoa; Mollusca; Gastropoda; Patellidae
Product: alpha-(1,3)-fucosyltransferase 7
Exons: 3
Coding region: 281-1519 (412 amino acids)
Cellular component (GO): membrane
Molecular function (GO): alpha-(1->3)-fucosyltransferase activity
Source: RefSeq, a predicted model, not a curated record
ACUAUUUAGUUUGUUUUGGAUUUUUUGGGGUUGUUUUUUUUCUAUGGAUAACUGUGGGUUUGUAGCUCUGGAACCCUAGAACUGUACUAUAUACGAUCAAUGCUGGAACAAUACAUUAUACGCCGGACACAUGCCAAUCUUGCAAUCACAAUAAACAAUUUGUAACUAUGGAAACAUAGGUUGUUGUUAGCGCUGUGAUUCCGCAUAGUGUCCAUCUCUGCAUUUCACAAUAAAUUAUUUAAUGUAUCGGCUUCUGCAGCAAAGAAGGCAAUAACAGUCAAUGAAUGGUUUAUAUUCCGCAGCAAUGGGUAGAAUUCUUAAAUUACGUGGGAUCAAUAUUUGGUACAAAAGAGGAAACAGACCUCUCAUCAUGUUUGGUUUUGUGCUUGUGUUCCUGUUUCUGUUGUCAUAUUUAACGAGCGAUAGUUGCAGCGGAGAGAAAUGUAACGGGAAUGUUCCCUACAUAACGACUUUUCAACAAAACCACUGGAGAAAUACUACCAAGAAACGCAUUUUACGAUGGACGGGUUUUUUCUCUGAUAAGACAUGGGAAGGAAUUGACGAUCGUUUAUUCAGACGCUGCAAAGUUCAAUCAUGCACCAUGACCAAUGACAGAAGCCUGUUGGAUGACAGUGACGCAAUAUUAAUUCACGUGGGCGCAUUAUGGAAAGUAGUUGGGGCUCUAGAUCUGCCGCAAUCGAGACUCCCGUUUCAACGAUGGAUAAUAUACAACGUCGAACCUCCUCCCAGAACACCGAUUGGUUUCGGACAGCUGGCAGGACUUUUUAACUGGACAUCGUUUUAUCGUCUAGAUUCGGAUGUUCCGGUAUUCUACGGUGGAUACGUUCGACAUAACCGCGUACCAUAUGCUACUAAUGUUUCCGGGAAAAACUUUGCCGCGAGGAAUUAUCAGCUUGCAGCUUGGAUGUCCAGUAAUUGCUACGAUUUUGGGAGAAGACGCCUAUUUAUAAAUGAUAUGAAACAGCGUCUACCAGAGUUCGAUCUUUACGGUAAAUGUGGAGGCACGCGGUGUCCGGAAACAAUUUGCAGAGAAGUAUUAUCACGUUACAAAUUUUUCUUCGCUAUUGAAAAUUCUCUUUGCAGAGAUUAUGUCACAGAAAAAUUUUGGGCGGCCUUGGAAAGGCGUCAAAUUCCAAUAGUUCGGGGGAACAUCGAUUAUGCUAAAAUUGCACCACCCCAUUCUUUUAUUAAUGCAGACGACUUUGGUAGUGGUAAAGACUUAAGUGACUUUUUACUUCGUUUAUCAAGAAAUGAAGAUGAGUAUAAUAAAUACUUAAAAUGGACGGAACGAUACGAUGUCUACGGUGAAAUUGAGGCUCGAAGGGAAUAUUUCUGUGACCUUUGCGAGGCUCUUCAUGAUAAAAGUAGACCAACUCAGGUUUAUUCUAAUCUAGAUGGAUGGUACAAUGAUGAACUUGAAACUUGUCCGCAAUGGAUGCUUGGUAAUCAGAUAUCACGUUUUAUUGAUGGAAUUAAGAUUACAUUAGGGUUAAUGUGAACUGACAAAAUACAAAGAGACUAAUGUCGAAAAACUUUAAACUAAAAACUGAAUUAAAGAUACAUUAUGGGAGAUUUUUAUAGAGAGUUGGCCAUUCUUGCUAUAACAGUUCAAAAGUAGAUGAUGAAAGAAGAAUAUAUUGAAAAUUUCAGUCAAAUUACUUUAUUCUGAACAUAGUUAUCAUCGUUGUAAUAUUUGACUAGAAAUGGUAGUGAAAUGUGCCUUCACCUUGGCCGAACGUUUGAUUGACAGGCGUUAAAUCCACCUACAUAUCUCGAAUAUCAAGUAAAGUUUUCAAUGGCAUGUGGAAACGCCCUACAGCGGCCUCGCUAAGUACACUCUAUCAUUUAGUCUCGAUCUAACUGACGUAUUCUCAUCAGGGUGCGCCAUAUUUGAAUUUAUCAAUAAGUGAAAUCCUAUUUAAAUCCGAGCUGUAGCCGAGCCAUCCGUGGGUCUACAGAGUUGAUUUUGGGCUUGUUGUUUAAAUAAAGAUCUAAUUUAUAAUUUCUAUAACAUCUGAAGCCUAAAUUAACACUUGCAAUAAUCAAAUUUUGCUCUUGCAUAAUGUAUGUUUAUUGUGUUAACAUAUAAUUUCCAAUGCAUACUAUUUUGAUAUUUUUAAAACUCAUAUUUACACAUUUCAAAAGUUAAGGAUGCAUUAUGUAAGAUUUAGACAGAGAUCUGGCGGUUCUCGCUAUAAUAAUUAAAGAUGCAUUAUGUAAGAUUUAGAUAAAGAUCAGGGUCCUGUUUCACGAAAUUUUAACUAAAGAUAAAAUCCAAAUUUUAGUAGAUACUUAAAUUUUGAUUGGCUAAGCACUAAAAUCGAUCUAAUAUUAUCCAAUCAAAUUACUAAAAUUUGGAUUUUAUCUUAGUUAAAAUUUCGUGAAACAGGCCCCUGGUGGCCCUCGCUAUAAUAGUGAAAGAUGCAUUAUGUAAGAUUUAGAUA